GGAUUGUUUAUUUUACUGUUUCAGAAAUGUUCCGAUUACAGAGCUUCAAACAUACCAACUUUUGCAAGAACAGAGCCACCAGACAGACAGGCGUCUAAAUCAGUAAUAGCACUUCUCCUGCACUACGGGUGGACUAAAUUUUCAAUUAUCACCGAAAAGGACUGGUCGCUUGUUGCUGACCAAUUGGUGACCCAGGCUGUUAAUAAUAAUUUAACAAUAAAUCACUUCAAAAUUGUUGAGGACCGACACAAAUGUUGCGAGGAUAAACUUGUUUGCUGUCAGAAUGUCUGGUUUCAAUUGAUUCAAGAAACUAAAAAUAUGACGAGAAUUUAUGUCUUUAUGGGCCCGUCACCUUCACUUAUAGAAUUAAUGUACGCGAUGCAGAAUCAAAGAUUGUUAGACAAUGGCGAGUAUAUGGUGAUCUAUAUUGACAUGAUGACGUAUUCGCAGAAAGAAGCUAGCAAGUACUUAUGGAGACCAAGUGAAUUGAAUACGCUAAAGAAUUGUCUGGAUAUAAAUCAUUUUUUGAAACGAGCCCGUUCUUUACUGGUGGUAGCAUUAACGCCACCACUUCAAAGUUAUGAAAAUUUUACAGAAAAAGUUCAAGAGUAUACAAGAAAAGAGCCGUUCAAAUUUACGGUACCCGAAUUAUUUAACUAUUCAAAUUUUGAAAAAUAUGUAUCUAUUUAUGCGGCGUAUUUGUAUGAUUCUGUAAAACUAUACGCAACAGCACUUGACCAAUUAUUACGGGAACAACCAGAGCGUGAGAUCGACGAAAUAGUUAGUAAUGGUACGCUAAUUAUUCAAACAAUAAUUAGACGGCACACGUAUCAAAGUGUCAGUGGACAGACAAUAAAACUUGACUAUCAAGGUGAUUCGGAAGGAAACUUUUCAGUUCUUGCACUAAAAAAAGAACACUUUCAUUUCAUAGAUGCUUUGAAUUCAUUACCUGUCAAUUUUACGUGUGACUAUCAAAUGAAACCAGUGGGACUAUUUCAGCAGGGUGAAGCUCUAGUGUACAGACCAUCAGAAUCGAUGGAAUGGCCUGGAAAAAAUAAACCAGAAGCUGAACCCGGUUGUGGUUUUCUCAAUGAACACUGUCCUAAAGAUGAUACUCAUGGUCACAGUAUUAUCGCAGCAGCAAUACUUGCUAUUAUUUUGUUCUGCGUUGCUGUUAUAACAAUGAGUAUCUACAGAAGAUGGAAAAUAGAACAGGAAAUAGAGGGUCUUUUAUGGAAAAUAGAUCCUAGUGAUAUACAUGGUUAUCCCCACCAUGAUAAUCUUAUGUCUUCACCUAUCUUUUUGUUCUUCAAUAUUCCAUCAAUAUUAAGUUUAGUUAGCGCGAUGUCUUAUGAAUCAAAAUGUGGUGGUCAAGUAUUUGCACAAACAGGGCAUUAUCAUGGAGUUAUUGUGCGAAUAAAAGAACUUAAAUUUACCAAGAAAAAAGAUAUAUCACGUGACGUGAUGAAAGAAAUGCGUGUUUUGCGUGAAAUAAGACACGGUAAUCUUAAUUCAUUUAUCGGUGCUUGUGUUGAGCCGACAAGAAUAUUAUUAAUUACCGAUUAUUGUGCCAAAGGAAGUCUUUACGAUAUAAUUGAGAAUGAAGAUAUUAAGUUAGAUGAUAUGUUCAUUGCAUCACUAGUUCAUGAUCUCAUUAAGGGUAUGUUGUAUAUUCACGAAUCGUCCGUGCUAGUCUGUCAUGGUAAUUUAAAGUCUUCAAAUUGUGUUGUAACUUCUCGAUGGGUACUUCAAGUUUCUGAUUUUGGUCUUCAUGAUAUGCGACAUUGUGCUGAAUCUGAAAGUAUUGGAGAACAUCAGUACAAUCGAAAUUUAUUUUGGAAAGCACCAGAAUUAUUAAGAGACCCCAAUGCACCUAUUAGAGGUACUCAAGAAGGUGAUAUUUAUUCUUUUGCCAUAAUACUUUUUGAGAUAGUCGGUAGAAAAGGACCAUUCGGUGGAGUUAGUUUGGAACCCAAAGAAAUAAUAGACAGAGUAAAAAAAUAUCCAGAAGAUGAUGAGCAUCCAUUUAGACCCAACAUUGAAAUUCUUUCCGAGUCUGACGCGGAUUGUCCUGACUAUGUCGUGAACACGAUAACAGACUGCUGGGCCGAGUGUCCUGAAUUAAGACCGGAUUUCAAGACAAUUAGAACGCGCUUAAAGAAAAUGAAAGCAGGUAGACAUCGUAAUAUUAUGGACCAGAUGAUGGAUAUGAUGGAGACGUAUGCCAACAACCUCGAGGAUCUAGUCAGUGAGCGUACGCGCCUUCUCUUCGAGGAGAAACAAAAAACUGAGGAUUUACUUCACAGGAUGUUACCUAAACCUGUUGCAAAUUGUUUGACUAAUGGAAUCGGUGUUGAACCAGAAGCUUUUGAUUCAGUGACGAUCUAUUUCAGUGAUAUCGUUGGAUUUACUUCUAUGUCUGCUGAAAGUACUCCUUUCCAGGUUGUCAAUUUUCUUAAUGAUCUUUAUACUUUAUUCGAUCGUAUAAUUAAAGGCUACGACGUUUAUAAAGUCGAAACUAUCGGUGAUGCGUACAUGGUGGUAUCGGGGUUACCGAUAAAAAAUUCUAAUUGGCAUGCAGGAGAAAUAGCUUCAAUGUCAUUAGAGCUUCUUAACGUAGUUAAACAGCACUCGAUUGCUCAUCGGCCGAAUGAUACGUUAAAAUUACGAAUAGGAAUUCAUACGGGUCCAGUAGUAGCAGGAGUUGUAGGAUUGACAAUGCCACGUUACUGUCUUUUUGGAGACACAGUAAACACAGCCUCACGUUUGGAGUCAACCGGUGAACCUCUAAAAAUCCACAUAAGUGCCCAAUGCAAAGACGUUCUAGAUAAAAUUGGAGGAUAUAUUAUCGAAGAACGCGGAUUUGUGCACAUGAAAGGAAAAGGUGACGUGAAAACUUACUGUCCAAAAUUAAAUUCAGACUCACGACAGCCUUCACUACUCGCAGGACUGGGUGCUGGUAGCAGAAGACAAUCCACCGUUCCGCGACCCACUGAAGACUCAGUAUCACAAUGUGGAAACUCGAGUCCAGUUCCACGUGCUCUUCGCCUGGGAAACCUAGACCGCUCAGUUUUCCUGGACAACAUUUCCAGAAGCACUUUAGUAAACACGACCGUAAAAGAAGAAUCAGACAUCCGUAAGGCAAAUGUAAAAGAAGCCAUCGCAAACUUCUUUUCAGAUCCUAAGGAAAAAACUCCACGAGUACUGUCUACGAUAGCUUCUUCGUCGACAACCAGCGAUUAUCCAACUCAGCUUCUUCGUGAAACACGAUCGCUAGACCUGUUUCCUGUAGUGUUAACUGGGAGCGAAUCGUUUCGUCUCAGUAGCAAGGAUCUAAGGCACAUAUACAAGUCUUUUGAAAGUUGUGAUAGGUGUGGUGGUGGUAUGCGAGAUAGCAUCAUUGAUAAGGUUAUUAAUAAUAACUAUCCUAAUGGCGAUUUGUUAACGGUGACACGUAACGAUCAUCAUCAUCAUCAUCAUCAUCAUCACUCGUCAAAUGAAGAAGUAGAUUCUCCAUUACUCGGCGAUGACACUAUUUGCACAGGGGAAAUAGCUAUUGCUAACAAACCCUGGAGGUCCCUUGAUCAAGUUACUCAAGCGUCAACCAACGACAAUGUCACGGAUAAAAAAACUUCCACUAGAAAUUCAAUAAGGAGUUGGCUUGUUAAUUUAUUCAAUGGUAAUGGACUUAGAAAUAGUGACGUUUCAUUAAGACGCGGAGUUAUCGCUGGUUAUGACAUACAAUCUGAACGUGAGAGUAUCGUGUAA
This is a messenger RNA of Cotesia congregata, 3768 nucleotides long. The record is from the annotation of a GenBank genome assembly. Lineage: Eukaryota; Metazoa; Arthropoda; Insecta; Hymenoptera; Braconidae.